Molecule: messenger RNA, 390 nt
Organism: Hemiscyllium ocellatum (epaulette shark)
Lineage: Eukaryota; Metazoa; Chordata; Chondrichthyes; Orectolobiformes; Hemiscylliidae
Product: histone H2A, sperm-like
Exons: 1
Coding region: 1-390 (129 amino acids)
Cellular component (GO): nucleosome
Molecular function (GO): DNA binding; structural constituent of chromatin; protein heterodimerization activity
Source: RefSeq, a predicted model, not a curated record
AUGAUAAGAGAUAAUGGAAGAGGAAAGGGCGGGAUGAAAGCGCGCACCAAGGCGAAGUCUCGGUCGUCCCGGGCUGGCCUGCAGUUCCCGGUGGGCCGUAUUCACAGGCUCCUGAGAAAGGGCAACUAUGCUGAGCGGGUGGGGGCCGGAGCGCCGAUCUAUCUGGCUGCGGUGCUGGAGUAUCUGGCGGCUGAAGUCCUGGAGCUGGCCGGGAACGCGGCCCGGGACAACAAGAAAACCCGCAUCAUCCCCAGGCACCUGCAGCUGGCCGUGCGCAACGACAAGGAGCUCAACAAGCUGCUGGGAGGGGUGACCAUCGCUCAGGGAGGGGUGCUGCCUAAUAUCCAGGCCGUGCUGCUGCCCAAGAAAACCGCCCCCACCAAAAAGUGA